UGUUUAGUCUCACUGCAUUUGUGUUCUGAUUCAUGCUAACAGUUGAUCACCUCUGAGUGUAUAUAGAGCUUAAACCACUCAUUGCGCCAUGCAAAUAAAACCUAAUAAUUACCAACCAACCACUGUCCCUGUGUUUAACUGACAGCUCAGAGUGAUGAGUGAUCCAGAACUCGACUGCACGCAAAGCUAAACCCCAGAAGAAUCCGGCCGUUCUGACCAACAAACAAACGUGGAGCAUUGUUUCUGCUGGGCCGAAAAUGGAGCCUGUUGCUUUGUGCCAUCCUGCCAGCGGCAGCUUGUGGUGGGAGCAGCCAAUAACUCAGCACAGCCCGAGCAUCAGUGGACGGCGGGACUUCUCACUCAUGGAAGUCGCUUUCAAAUACCACCUUGUAACAUCGCUCUUCAUCACCAGCGGCGUUGCGGUGACAGGAACAUGGAGGGCGCUAGGACCCGGGGCUGACCCGGUUCAGGAAGAGGGCGUAGGCUCGGUCGACCGGUGGCGGAGGAGGAAAGUGCAGGGACUGGAGAGUGGCUCGCGCACUACCGCGAGGUCCUGA
Molecule: messenger RNA, 557 nt
Organism: Menidia menidia (Atlantic silverside)
Lineage: Eukaryota; Metazoa; Chordata; Actinopteri; Atheriniformes; Atherinopsidae
Source: the annotation of a GenBank genome assembly